Spodoptera litura is the source of this 4213-nucleotide messenger RNA. It is a transcript of the gene foi, whose product is annotated as solute carrier family 39 fear-of-intimacy. NCBI's taxonomy places the organism in Eukaryota, Metazoa, Arthropoda, Insecta, Lepidoptera, Noctuidae. Gene Ontology annotation, molecular function: monoatomic cation:bicarbonate symporter activity; zinc ion transmembrane transporter activity. Gene Ontology annotation, cellular component: plasma membrane. Gene Ontology annotation, biological process: intracellular monoatomic cation homeostasis; zinc ion import across plasma membrane. The record is from RefSeq and is a predicted model, not a curated record.
ACUCGCGAACGCGUUGUGCUGUCUGCAGUAACCCGCGAGUGUCACAAUAAAAAAAAUCGCAAAAACUGAAUGAUUAUUGUGUGAAAUAAACAUUUAUUGUUAACUUUCAAGUUCUGUACAGUGUUAAAUGUUUGAUGGAAGCGUAUUUGGGGGCCGCUGAUGCUGCUAUAACGAGAUACAGAUCAAAAUCAGCCAAUCACUCGCCGCUACAAAACAAAUGGAUUAGCCUUAUAUUAUAAUAUAAGCCAAUCAAAUUAGACUAAGCAUAACAAUGUCGCGACACAUAGUAACCGUUUGCAUGUUCUGCCUGCUAUGCGCAGCGCACUCGUGCGGCUCACACAUAGACAUACAAAACGACGGAGUACUUACAUACGAUGCUAAUAUUAAUGAUGUCGACCACUUAAAUAUAGACUUAGAAGAGAAAAGAAAACUACCAUCGUCGAGAUAUCAUCAGAAGUUACAGAAGAUUAGACAGGGGAAGGCUAAGAGAGAGAUCAAAGUGAAUCCAGAUACGUAUGUGACGCAGAUUUUUAGAUUAUACGGUGACGCUGGUAGUAUGACGAUGAAUUUGACUGGGUUCAACAAGAUGCUAGAAGAAUUAGAUCUACAUAAAUUAGUUGAGGGCGGAGAGAGAAGCGAGAGCCGAGGAUACUUCCACGGACAGAAUGGAAAAGAGGAUGUUGUUAAUUGUAUGAACAGCUCCGACCUAAUCACAACAGUGAACACGCGGUUAAAACCCGCACACGACCACUCACACCCACACUCACACACAGAACACGGCGACCACGACCACGAGUCGGACGCCAUCAUCACAGAAACCACACUACAGACUAUAUGUCCCAUACUCCUAUACCAAAAACUAGCCAAUACCUCCAUAGAACGCACAGGAUGCAUAAAAGAAACCAGUAUAGGAAGAAGAACUGACGUCACAAUAAAACACGUUCCAGAAGAAAGUGCAUACCACAAAAAUAUGUACGCUGUCUGGCUAUAUUCAUCCUUAUGUAUACUAGCAAUAAGUGCCUGUGGUCUUUUAGGAGUAGCUGUCAUACCAAUCAUGCAUAAAACUUAUUACAAUCAUCUCCUACAGUUCUUAGUGGCAUUGGCAGUUGGCACACUAUGUGGAGACGCCUUACUGCAUCUAAUGCCUCAUGCCAUGAGUCCAGCUCAUGACCAUGGAGCUCAUGGAGAGACAGAGUUAGAAGUACGAGCCUCGCAUGACGAUGGCAUGUGGAAGGGACUCGCAGCUAUGUUAGGAGUAGUCUUCUUCUACUUCACCGAAAAGGGGCUAACAGUUGUAGUUGAAUGGAGAAAACGCCGCCAAAAGUUGGAGGAGGACAAACUCCCGACUAGAGUGCGAGUUCUUAAAGAUGAGACAGUAGGAGGAUGUUCAGGAGGUUCCAAAGCGGUAAUAACGAACUCCACAUCAAAUUCUUUACUGAAAAUCUUUAAGAGAGACGAGAAGGGUGACCCUACAACGAAGACUUGUAAGCACAAAUAUUCGGAGUACCCUUAUUGUUAUGACGAGAUCGACACGGACACUCAUGAUGAUCACCACUUAAGAGAUGGUAUACCUUCAAGUCCAAAGCAUGGAAAGAAGCAUAAUAACUCCGUUAGUGUGGUAUCUUCGAAUGCUCUCAAUGCUGAAGGUAAGGAGGAACCGACGGCUAAGGACUGGCUGCUGAAGGGUGAGACGACUCCUGCAGUGGUGGAAAUGAAUAAUAUCAAGCAUAAAGAGGACGGUUCCAAGGAUCUCAAGGAUGGGGAUAGUUAUACUGUUAUUUUGAGAGAGCAUUCGCGAGCGCACCACGGGCACUCCCAUGCACACGGCCACGUGCACGCUCCCCCCUCGUCCAUCGCCUCCGUGGCCUGGAUGGUCAUCAUGGGAGACGGGCUCCAUAACUUCACGGACGGCAUGGCUAUCGGUGCCGCGUUCGCGUCCAACAUAGCUGGUGGCUUCUCAACAGCUAUAGCGGUGCUGUGCCACGAACUGCCUCAUGAAUUGGGAGACUUCGCAGUCCUCCUAAAAGCAGGCAUGUCAGUACGUCGCGCAGUUGCCUACAACGUGCUGUCGUCGGGUCUGUGCCUGCUGGGCAUGGUGUGUGGAGUCCUGGCUGGCCAUGCACCGUCAGCCACUCGCUGGCUGUUCGCAGCCGCCGCCGGCAUGUUCCUGUACAUCGCUCUUGUUGAUAUGAUGCCAGAGCUAAGUACAUCGCACAGCAAAGAAGGGACCCUCUGCCAGUGCAUCCUGCAACUUAUGGGGCUUGCAACAGGCAUCGGCAUCAUGCUGGUCAUAGCCCUCUACGAAGAAGACCUAAAGACAUUGUUCGGCUAAACUGUGCAAGUGCGCCAAACCUGUGCAAGUGCGCCAAACCUGUGCAAAUGCACCUAAACAUGUGCAAAUGCCCAAAACCUGUGCAAGUGCCCAAAAAGUGAAUUUUGUGUUGAUAAAUCCAGUGUUAGUGCCAAUCGGACUUUAACAAGUUUAGCUAAGUGAACUUAUGGUCUACGGCCAUAGUGUAUAGUUAAAAGUGAAUGAAAGAUACAUAAAAAUGAAAGUUUCAUGAAUUGACAGUACUCUCUCGAAUAUUUCGGUUUUUUUUUUCAGUGUAUUUUUCGGUGCUAAGCUGUUUUGUAGAUGGGCUUUUAUGUGCAAUGGCAAUGUUGGUUAUUCUGAAGUGAAAAACUAGGCUGCCCACUGCUCAACAUAGGCCUCCCCUAAUGAAAAACUAAGUUGCUAUAUAGCUAAUCGAGUUGUUUUAACUACGACUGUCGAGUAACAGGUCUUGGGUUGAAUUCCUGUAUUAAUGAGUAUUUCGUUUUGUGAAAUUCUUAAUAAUAUGUAUAGCAUUGAUUUUGGAACUGUGCUCUUAUAGUUAAAUUAAUUAUUGUUAAUAAAUGGGUAGUAACAGAAACAUCCCUGUCUACCCCUUUUAGACUAUUGUAGUCUAACUUAUGUUCCUAUCCGUCUGUCUCGUUCUACAACACAUGUCUUAUUUUCCAUCCUUGUCACACAUUGCCAUUUUGCAUAUAAGUAAUCUAUAAAUUUAAUCUAUCCUAAUUAUGUUUGAGUAGUUUUUGAGAUUGUCGCGCGAUGAUACUUAAUUGUACUUAUCUAAUUACUUAAUUUUGAAAAAAAUAAUUAAGUUUAAAUUGUUACUUGAAAUUUUUUGAAACACCCUGUGUAUUUUGAAGCGUUGUUCCUGGUUUCUGCAUGUGGUAGAUGUUGAUUAUGUUUCUUGAUAUGGUAUGGGUUCGAUUUGCUCAAAAUUAUCAAUAAUUUCACCAUAUCUGAAUUUGCAUGCUAAAUCAAUACUAGAAAACUAUAGUACUUUUUCAACCGGGGAAUCGAACCUUAUCCAACAUACUAAAAUGUAAUCAAUAAUCUAAAACUUGCAGAAAAUCUAUAGCCUACCUCUAUUUGUUACAAUCUAAAUACAAUUACUCUUUUUUUUGAAGACGGCUAACAAAAGGGUUUCAAAAAAUUUUUAAAUCCUAUCCUACCUAGUACUUACGUAUUGAAAUAUGUAAAUAAAUAUACAAAUUGUGAUAAUGUUGCUACGACGAAAUUGUAUGUAUUGUAUGUUUGUUUGUCUGUAUGUAUGUAUGUAUAUUGGUACUCCCACACUGUCUGUUAAUAAUGUUAACAAAUAUUUUCAAAUUAUUUUUAAUUACGAUCAUAUUAAUGUAAGGGAAAUAAUAAAUAAAAGAAAUGUUCUUUAUUAUAUUUUCGUUGGUUAAAAAUUGUGUUGACAUUACAAAAUCACACUUUUAAAUUGAUUUGGUGAUAUCAAGUCAUAUUUUUCUCAAAAACUUGUACAUAGGAAGCUAUAAUUUGUCACUAAUCACUAUAGGUAUCCAAAAAAGUAUUGAAUGUCAACCAUUCAUAAAGUUAAAGCGCUUAAAACAUGUACCUAAUUAAAUAUAACAAUUCCUUAUUAUUUGUUAAAACAAGUUUGUUAAACUACUUUUAAAAAUGUGUGUUAACAAAGAAGUUUGUUAACAAUGAUUAUUAAAACGUAUAUUAACAAAGAAGUUUGUUAACAUAGAUUAUUAAAACAUAUGUUAACAAAGAAGUUUGCCAACAUUACUUUUUAAAAUGUUUGUUAACAUUGUUAACAGUAGUGUGUGAGUUUAUAAUUAUGUAUGAUAACUCGAAUAUCAUUAAAUAGUUGCUUGUAAUUAAACUAAACAUGGUAAUAGUACAUAAGCAUUA